Messenger RNA from Prosopis cineraria, 2563 nucleotides. Its product is annotated as exocyst complex component EXO70B1-like. Gene Ontology annotation, cellular component: exocyst. Lineage: Eukaryota; Viridiplantae; Streptophyta; Magnoliopsida; Fabales; Fabaceae. The record is from RefSeq and is a predicted model, not a curated record. Gene Ontology annotation, biological process: exocytosis. The transcript has a single exon. Bases 125 to 2200 code for a protein of 691 amino acids. Gene Ontology annotation, molecular function: phosphatidylinositol-4,5-bisphosphate binding.
CACACCAAGAAUCAUACCCAAAAAACCAAAAAAAAAAGGAGAAAAAAGAAAAAGAAAAACGGUUAAUUCCUCUCUGUUUCCGAAGUUCUCUUAUUGGAGCAAUUCUCUUACCUUCACAAUCAUAAUGGAGAAGAACCUCACUGAAUCCGGCAGUUGUGCUCGCAUUGACGAGAAGAAGAAUGAAAGCGAGACACCACGUGCGCCUUUACCAGAUUCCGGGGAGACCGAUGCGAAAGAGGUUGAAGCCAAAACGGAUGAUGAUGCAAAGCCGCUUGAUGCGGAUACAGAGAGCGAACCGGCCGUUGAGAAGGAGGAGGAAGAUGCUCCAAUUGAGGUUGCAGAAUCUCCCCCUCCCAGCCUCAAGAAUAUUUCAGGAGAUGUUGAUCAAUAUCUUGAGACACUCACCAAGAAUGCAGAUGUCGAAGAACCUUCUUUAGAGAUCCCUGAUUUCAUUGACCAGUUCUUGGUACUCGUUGAAGAAAAAAUCUCCCUGUACGACUCGGGUGGAAGUAAAGGCAAAUGGGGUGAGGCUGUAGAGGAAGAUUCGUCGUUGUUAGGAGCUUUGCAUCGGAUUUCUAAAUUAAUGAAACUGCUGAGCCAGUCGGAAACCUCCUCGGAAGAGAUCAGUACACGAAAGGAUUUGUUAGUCAAUCACAUCGGUACCCUUCAGCAUCGAGCCAUGUCGUAUUUCGAGGAAGAGUUUCGAUUCCUUAUGGAAGAAUCUCGAAAUCCGGGUGAAUCUGACGCCGGUGGUCACGGGAAGCAAGUAGAGCAAGAUAGGAACCAGUUGUCGGAACCAGAAUUCAUCGAGUUGGAGCCCGAGUUUCCGAGUUAUCCCGAUGAGAUCGUUGCAAAAUUGAAACAAAUAACAAAAGAGAUGACAUCAGUUGGUUUCCAACACGAGUGCGGCCAGAUUUAUUCGAUUUGCAGGAGCUGCACAUUGGAGGAGAACCUGCAAAAAAUAGGAUUCGAGAAAAUGAGCAUCGACGAGAUUUUGAGAAUGCAAUGGAAAAUACUGGAGAGAGACAUCCCCGCGUGGAUCAAAACCUUCAAGGACUUUGUCUCCGUCUACUUGGCCGGUGAACAGAAGCUGGCAGAGUCGGUGUUUGAAGAAAAUCCGUCGCUAUCAGUUAUCCUAUAUAGCGAUCUCUCUCGGUGCAUUGUCAUGCAGCUUCUCAAUUUCGCGGAAGGGGUGGCCAUGACGAAGCGCGCCGCGGAGAAGCUAUUCAAAACCCUUGACAUGUACGAGACCUUGCGGGAUGCAAUCCCCAGUUUCGAGGAACUGUUACCGGAAGAGUAUGCGAACGAGCUCAAGACCGAGACAACGUUGACGAAAAGCAGACUUGGCGAGAACGUGAUCAGCACAUUCGGUGAUCUAGAAAACGCAAUCAAGACAGACGCCGAGAAAACUUUGGUUCCCGGAGGUGCGGUUCAUCCAUUGACACGCUACUUCAUGAACUACCUUCCAUUCGCAUGCGAGUACAAGGAAACGUUAGAGCAAGUGUUCAAGGAGCACUCGAAGAUUGAACGCGCCGACUCGACCAGCAGGCCCCACUACGAUGGGGAUGGGAAUUCUCAGCAGAAUGUUAACGCCAACAAUACCGGCACGGAGCAGGAAACGCCGUUUGCGGCACAGGUGAUUAGGCUGAUGUCUCACCUGGACACAAAUCUGGAAGGGAAGGCAAAGCUGUACAGGGAUGUGGCCUUGAGCUGCAUCUUCAUGAUGAACAAUGGGAGGUACAUGCUCCAAAAGAUCAAAGGGUCGCGAGAGAUGUACAGCUUGAUGGGAGAGACGUGGUGUAGGAAGAGGUCGUCGGAUCUAAGGUCGUACCAUAAGAAUUAUGUAAGAGAAACAUGGAGUAAGAUUCUAAAUUGUCUCACCCCAGAGGGUCUCAGUUCGCACGGGAAGGUGCAGAAGCCAGUGCUCAAAGAGAGGUUCAAGAGCUUCAACGCAAUAUUCGACGAGAUACACAGGACGCAGAGCACGUGGAUUGUGAACGACGAACAGCUUCAGUCGGAGCUGCGGGUGUCGAUAACGGGGGUGGUAAUUCCGGCAUACAGAGCAUUCUUGGGGAGGUAUUCUCAGUAUUUGGACCCAGGAAGACAGACAGAGAAGUACAUAAAAUAUCAGGCUGAUGAUAUAGAAACCUUAAUCGACGAGCUUUUUGAUGGAACUAAUCCAGCCAGAAGGAGACCAUGAAUCCAUGAUGACGAGACCAGCAGCAUCCACGUGUUGAGUGAUUACCAAAAAGCAUUCUGAGACAUUUUAACAAAAAAUUAAAAAUUGAGAGCGAAGAAGGGUUUGAUCUGCAUGGAUGGGCUUGAAAAGGUCAUGCACGUGCAUUCGAGUUCGUGUGCUUUACUCGGUUGUGUCUCAAGCUAGAGGGACCCUAUGUAUCCACUUUUCUUUCUUCUCUUUCGUUUUUUGUUCUUUGUCCCUCCUGAAAUGUUUCGAUUGGGUUAAUUUUCAUUUUUUGUUAUGAUACAUGUUUAAUGUUAAUUUGGUACAGAGUUUUUUUGGAUAUAUAAUUAUGACGUGUUAUGACUAGUUAAUUUCAACUCA